CUCCGACACUUGCCCAAUUAACAGCCGAGCGCCACCAUUGUUGACGUCAUAUUCAAGAUCAGCAGGCGAGCAUGACAGACGAGGACGGACUGGACGGCGUCUUGGGAGCAGUUAGGAUGGGUCGCUGGCAACUGCUGGUGCUGCUCACCAACGCCCUUAUUUGGUCGGUGCUGGCACCUCACACCAUCGGCACGACGCUUCUGAACGCUCCUGUAGAUUUCAAAUGCUCGUCUCCGGUCACUGGCGUGUUUGACGGUGUUAGCGCUGCAAACAGUCUUGCCAGUACUACACUUCUACCAGACCAAAAUCAAUCCACCAUCGCAACGACUGAUGUCGAUGGGUCGGCAACCAACAGCACCGACAUCGCGUCAUCGAACAGCACGACAAAUGCCAGCAAAUAUUACGACAACGCCUGCCUGUCGUUGCCACCAUUGCAUUUACUGCCUGGUAUCUACCAUACCGACAACAACUCAUGGGCUGUGGAUGAUCACGGUGAACUGCAUCAGUUGGAUGACGGAGAAGAAGAGUUUCUGACAGACGCGGCGACCAGAGGACAGUUGGUGGACUACGCGGUGCCGUCAUGUCCGCACGUCGAGUAUGAUAACUCCACCUUCAUCGUUACCAUAGCGACAGAAUGGAAUUUGAUUUGCGACCGAACUCUGGAGCGACCGCUCUUCCAAAACGCCUACACACUUGGCACGAUGGUCGGCUGCGUCAUUGGUGGUGACAUCGGAGACAGGUACCGUCACUUGGUAGUGACAUCGGAGACAGCUCUGGAGACCUGUCCAGCGCACCUGCGUGGGGCUGUGGGGAUGGGGGUGGGGCUGCCCUAUUCGGUGGGGGUGAUGCUCUUUGGGGGCCUGGGGUAUGUGUUGAGGUCUUGGCGCCAUCUCUACAUGGCUUCCAGCUUCCCCGCCUUCCUCAUGGUCCCUGUCAGCUUUUUACUGGACGAGUCUCCCCGAUGGCUGCUGCAGAAGGGCCGCCUGCAGGACGCUAAGCAGGUCCUCAACAAAGCUGCUAAAGCCAACAGAAGUCAACUGCCGCCGGAAGAAGAACUGGACGCUCUGCUGCAGCAGAUCUCUCAGCAAGAAGCAAAGUCCGAAGAGGAUACGACGAAGGCAGUGUCUCUGAAGGAACGCCUAGCGGGCUGUAUGGCGGAAGUGGGUUCGUUCGUACGCACACCUGCGAUGCGGGUGAUUAGUGUAGUCACCCCCAUCAACUGGGUCUUCAGUGAGAUCAUCUACUACGGGAUCAUCUUCAACGCUAACAACUUUGCGGGCUCCAACCCGUUCAUGUACGUGGUGCUGACGGGCGUGAGUGACGCGGUGGCCAUCAUCAUCGGAGCGCCGGUGUCGAAUUUGAUCGGACGGCGCCUGACGGUCGGUGCAGCGCAGUUCUUGGCCGGCCUCCUUACGAUCUUUGUGCUCGCCGUGCCUGACACGUUGUGGUGGCUGCAGUGGGUGCUGGUCAUGGCAGGCUUCCUCAUGUCAGCAGCUGCCGCUCAGAUUCUGUACGUGUACACACCAGAGCUGUACCCCACCACGCUCCGUGCUCGAGGCUUCGCUUUCUGCAACCUCACGGGAUACGCGGGCGCUUUCUUCGCGCCGUUCAUCCCAGAAGUUCUGGCGAGUCUGGGCUGGUGGGUGACCAACACAAUCCUUGGAUCAGCUGGCAUGCUUGGUGGAAUUAUCAUCCUCCUGCUUCCCGAGACGAACCACAAAGUCCUCUGUGAAACUGUGGAGGAUGUGGAACUCAGAGCACAACAAAAGAAGGAGAAGAGAAAGGAAAAGAAGAAACAACAGUUGAAUGAGAAUAAAAUUACGGCGAAUGACAUAACUCACACGGUGCUGGGCGAAACCUUAAAGAAUGGCACGACCAACCAGAGUUUUGAUUCAAUGGAAGAAGCUCAAGAAAAAGAGUCGGAUGCCAGUAUAGUACGACGACUUGUUUUUGGUGCACCCAUUAACCCAGCACCCAGGCAACUGAGUGACACCAAGCACAGGUCAGUGAGCAGCAGCAUUAACUGCCUGCUUGAAACACCACAAACUCUGUCCACCAAUUCGUUCGGAACGAAAAAUUCUUCUCCUUUCGUCCAGUCUAAGAGAAGAAGAGUUCUUGGUGUUGAUAACGCCGCAUUCAACACAAGUGAAUCUCUAGCACCAAGAGCUUUGAAGGAUGAGAAGUUGCAAAGAUGAUAUGCUAAAUCAAACUACGUACAAACUCAAAGUUUAAAUUCGGCGAUACUAGAAGUACUUUGUACAAAUUUAAAUCAACCAGCUUGAAACUUUCUUUCUUUAACUAUUUGAUCGAUCACAGACAACUUACAUCUGAGAGAAAUUAUUAGUUUUAAUAAGCCUCAGAAAAGUUGGCUAAUUAUAGCAGACGCUGUUGUCAGUAUAUUUUUAGAAUAAUUAAAUUUAGACGAUUUAUAUGUUAAUUUGCAGUCAGUUUAAACGCUUUUGAGUCCACCAAUGGAUAGGCUAGGAGGGCAAUAAUAAUAAAACUAAACAUAAAAAUUUUUUACAAUAUUAAUUACGAUGAAUAAUAAUUGUUGUUUUAACAACUCGUUGAGUAUGCAUUCAUCUCCGACAAAUCAUGAAGAUUAAUUUAACCAUUCUUGUCACUGUGUCGCGCGAAGAUUUACCAUCAUUUGAAUGCAAGAGAAAGAUCACAACGUCUUACAUGCACCAAAAUUUAUCUUCAAUAGGUGCCCGGCCAUCCCGUUUCUUUUUUAUGCUAUUUUAAAAUAUUUCUGUAAACGAAAAUAAAACGCAUCCGUCAUUAGAACUCGGAUUCCUUAACUCUAUAUAAACGCAAAUAAAAUACAUAUAAUCAUAAAUUUUCCCGUUAUUUUGGUAUUCUGAGGGGUAGAAAAAAUAUUGUCAAAUUAUUUUGAACGCUUUUAAGUCGAAGUUUUGAUACAAGUUAUGAUUUAGGAUAUAUUAAAUAUAGUCAGAAGAAACACUGGAAUUGUUGCACAUUGAGAACUAGAAGGUUUGUUGAAAUUGGUGAUAUUUUACACUAUUGUUCACAAUUAUGUUCAAAAUAAAGCUAAAUUUAACCGGUUUAAUAUCAAUUUGAAUUUAUUCCAGCUUUUCUUGUUGCUCUUGAGGUUCUGACAUUCUUUUUAGCUAGAAUAUUUAAGAAUUUAUGUAUGUUUCUUUGUAGUGUGAAUUGAAUAGAUUAGUUCCCAAUAACGAAAGUUUAGAAAUAGAAGCUAAUAAUUUUCAAUUUUGCAAUCAAUUCGGUCUAGGCGAAGG
Molecule: messenger RNA, 3260 nt
Organism: Hyalella azteca
Lineage: Eukaryota; Metazoa; Arthropoda; Malacostraca; Amphipoda; Hyalellidae
Product: solute carrier family 22 member 6-A
Exons: 12
Coding region: 72-2195 (707 amino acids)
Biological process (GO): transmembrane transport
Cellular component (GO): membrane
Molecular function (GO): transmembrane transporter activity
Source: RefSeq, a predicted model, not a curated record